Leptidea sinapis is the source of this 2328-nucleotide messenger RNA. It is a transcript of the gene Pgi, whose product is annotated as glucose-6-phosphate isomerase. Gene Ontology annotation, biological process: gluconeogenesis; glucose 6-phosphate metabolic process; glycolytic process. The transcript is spliced from 12 exons. Bases 64 to 1734 code for a protein of 556 amino acids. Gene Ontology annotation, cellular component: cytosol. The record is from RefSeq and is a predicted model, not a curated record. Gene Ontology annotation, molecular function: glucose-6-phosphate isomerase activity; monosaccharide binding; carbohydrate derivative binding. NCBI's taxonomy places the organism in Eukaryota, Metazoa, Arthropoda, Insecta, Lepidoptera, Pieridae.
AUUACUGAGUUAGUAAGAUUACUUUCGACGUUCGUAAGGAAAAGUCAUUAUAAAAGUUUGAAAAUGGAACCAAAAGUAAAUUUAAAAAGAGACCCGGCGUUUCAAAAACUCCAGGAAUAUUACAAUGCCAACGGAAAUAAAAUCAACAUACAGCAACUUUUUCAACAAGAUGCGAACCGUUUUAAUAAAUACAGUCUUAUCAUCCCCACUCCUAAUGAUGGAGACAUUCUCUUUGACUACUCAAAAAACAGAAUCGAUGACACCACAUUUGCUUUGCUUCUAAAUCUAGCGAAGUCAAGAGAAGUAGAAAAAGCAAGAGAUGCUAUGUUUACAGGUGAGAAAAUAAACUUCACGGAAGACAGAGCCGUCCUGCACGUGGCGCUGCGAAACAGACAGAACAGACCGAUAUUGGUGAACGGAAAAGAUAUCACACCUGAUGUCAACGGAGUGCUGGCUCAUAUGAAACAGUUUUCACAGCAAGUUAUUGGUGGCUCGUGGAAGGGAUACACCGGCAAGUCAAUCACAGACAUUGUCAAUAUUGGUAUUGGUGGGUCAGACCUUGGACCGCUCAUGGUCACCGAAGCGCUGAAGCCAUAUGCUAACCAUUUGAAGGUACACUUUGUAUCAAAUAUCGACGGGACCCACUUAGCUGAGGUGCUCAAACGUCUGAACCCCGAAACAGCGCUAUUCAUAAUUGCAUCGAAGACUUUCACUACCCAGGAAACCAUCACUAAUGCUACUUCAGCGAAGGACUGGUUCCUGAAGGCAGCGAAAGAGCCGUCGGCCGUGUCCAAACAUUUCGUCGCGCUCUCGACGAACUCCGAGAAGGUGACCGCGUUCGGGAUAGAUCCCGACAACAUGUUCGGAUUCUGGGACUGGGUGGGAGGAAGGUACUCCCUGUGGUCUGCCAUCGGUCUGUCCAUCGCGCUCUACAUCGGCUUUGAUAACUUCGAGAAGCUUCUAGACGGGGCCAAUUUUAUGGACGAACACUUCACAACAGCGCCACUAGAGAAAAAUGCCCCGGUGAUACUGGCGCUGCUGGGGGUGUGGUACGGCAACUUGUAUGGCGCGGAGACUCACGCCCUCUUGCCCUACGACCAGUACUUACACAGGUUUGCCGCGUACUUCCAACAAGGAGACAUGGAGAGUAACGGCAAGUACGUGACACGUGCGGGCGCCGCCGUGGACUACAGCACCGGGCCCGUGCUGUGGGGGGAGCCCGGGACUAACGGACAACACGCCUUCUACCAGCUCAUACACCAGGGGACCAGGUUGAUCCCGUGCGACUUCAUCGCGGCCGCGGUGAGCCACAACCCGCUCUCGAACAACGCCCACCACAAGAUACUCCUGGCCAACUUCCUGGCGCAGACAGAGGCCCUCAUGAAGGGCAAGACGGAGGAUGAGGCAAAAUGUGAGCUGGUGAAGUCGGGAAUGUCUGCGGAAGCCAUUGAAAAGAUCCUGCCACAUAAAGUAUUUGUGGGGAACCGGCCCACUAACUCUAUCGUGGUGAAGAAAGUGACGCCCUUCACACUGGGGGCCCUUAUCGCUAUGUAUGAGCACAAAAUCUUUACCCAGGGUGUGAUCUGGGACAUCAACUCAUUCGACCAAUGGGGCGUCGAGCUCGGCAAACAAUUAGCCAAAGCUAUUGAACCAGAACUGCAGGACAACAAACCGGUGACAUCUCAUGACGCCUCCACGAACGGCCUCAUUAACUUCUUGAAAAAAAACUUUUAAGAUCCCUUCAUACUCACUAUAUUUUGCAGACCGUAGGCCACAGCACGGAUCUUGAGUUACAACUAGAACAAUGAUGUCACCACCCUUUAUACUUCGGUGAAAUCAGUGACACCGCUCGAGGCCGUGCCUGGGCCUACAAUAUUAUAUAACUAUGUCAAUCCUAUGUUGUAGACAUAUAAAUUUUCUAAUUAUGUGAUGGUGUAUUAUUUAAUUAUUGGCUAUUUAAAAUAUUAUAAUUAUUAUCUUCUGCAUCGAACACACUGUCAGGUCCUGCAUGUCUGGGCAAUAGACAAUCCAUCCAACCAAUUAAAAACAUUAUUAUUAUAUUAUGUAUAUUCUUUACAUAGUUAAAUAUUGAUUUAAAAAUUUUUUAUUUAAAAAAUAAAGAAUCGAUGAAAAAUAUUUAAUUUGGUCUAGUGUUAAAGGUCACGAAAUUCUGCAUGUGUUGUCCUUAAUUUUAAAUUGUUAGGUGUUGUCACUGUUAGGGGUAAUAAGUUAUAGAUAUAUAUAAAUAUAAAUUGCUGUUGCUUGAUUGUUGUAAGAUUAUUUUAAUGUUAUGCUUUAUUGUGAGAGAUAAUUAAAAUUUUAUUUGAA